GCUAGGCAGCCCCGCUCCCGGCGGCGGGGGGGACGCCCCGGCGGCCCCUCGGCACCCCCGCCUCGCUGGCAGGCCGGGGCGCACCCGCCGGCCCCCUUCCCGGCAACCGGAGGGGGAAGCUUAACAUUUUGCUUCUUUCCCCCACUAACGAGCCGAAGGUGGGCAGAGGCCCCCCAGCCCUGGUCGCUAUCUAGAAGCGGGUCUGCUCUUCCUUGCCGUGGAAUAGAGCCUCUUGGAGCUCCCUCCGUACCUGUUUAGGGGAGAGGUGUUCUUAGACCCCAGUUUCUGAGGGUUGUGAGAAUAACCCUUACCACCUACUCCCCUCAACUACUGAGGAAAUUCCUCCCCCAAGGAGAGGAGACAGCCCUUCCCUAGCUCAUCCCCAGACCAGGCAGCAAGGGGAGCCUCCGCAGAAGAAACCCCGUAUGCCCAAGAGAGGCAGUCCCCGAGACAGAAAUAAGCAGGAGCUCCAGAUACUUACCUAGUAAUUUUAAUUAUUUUCAUCUGCUCAGCAGGCAGCAGAGAGAGCAAAACAAGGGAGAGAAAGCAGAGGCAGGUUUAGAUCUUCUUUCCUUUUCCAGUUGCUGUUAACCACUGGAGAUAAAGGUAAUUUCCAAUAUUGACCUCAUCUUCCUUCAUCCCAAGGAAGAUCCCUAAUCCCAACAGGGUCUUCUUCAAAUACCCUGUGCAAGGAGAGAAGACACGCCUCCUAGUUACAGGGAAAGGAAAAGGCAGAUUUCACUGAUAAUAUCCACAGACAUAGCAAGAAUUUUUUUCAGAGGAAGAGAAUUGCCCACCCUUAAGGACAGGGUGCACCUAAAGGAAAGAGAAGAGAGAUUUACAGGUAGGGAGACUGGGGAAAUUGAUCUCUGAAAUAAUCCGGCGAUCGGUGAAAAGGCUGUCUCCCAGGGGAACACUCGUUUAGUAGUUAGCUGCCAAAAAGGAGAGAGAGUAUCUCCAUCCUGGGAUAAACCCAGCAGUUUUAGGGGACUGACAAUCCCAAGCAGAUUCUUUUAAUACUUAAGAUCCUGAUUUCAUCCGCAAUCCCUUCGCCCUCGAAAUAUUUCUUGAAGAAGCUCUUGGAAUAGACAGCAACACUCUGAGGAUGGGUCUCAGAGAAGGAGUGUGAAGGGCAGCGCCCCAGAAGCCAGCACUGAAGAUAAUCCAUCUCCCUCCAGAAAAUCUUCCAGACAGAAUAAUCCUGCUUCCAGCAUCAUGGCCUCUGACCUGGAAAGCAGCCUCACUUCCAUAGACUGGCUCCCACAGCUUACUUUAAGGGCUACUAUUGAAAAAUUAGGGGGUUCCUCCCAAGCAGGACCUCCAGGGGCAGCCCGAAAGUGUCCCCCAGGCUCACCGACGGAUCCCAAUGCUACCCUGAGCAAGGAUGAGGCUGCAGUGCAUCAAGACGGGAAGCCACGUUACAGCUAUGCCACUUUGAUCACAUAUGCUAUCAACUCCUCACCUGCCAAGAAGAUGACACUGAGUGAGAUCUACCGUUGGAUCUGUGACAACUUUCCCUACUACAAAAACGCUGGUAUUGGUUGGAAGAACUCUAUUCGUCAUAACCUCUCUCUGAAUAAAUGUUUUCGGAAGGUGCCUCGACCGAGAGAUGAUCCUGGGAAGGGCUCUUAUUGGACAAUAGACACGUGUCCGGAUAUAUCUCGCAAGAGGCGGCAUCCUCCAGAUGAUGACAUACCACAAGACUCCCCAGAGCAAGAGGCAAGUAAAAGCCCCCGAGGGGCUGUUCCAGUCAGCACAGAAGCCUCUUUGCCACCUGAGGCUACCCCUCAGCUGUCACUCCAGAGCACCACCCCCAUUGCCAACUACAGUCAGCAGAGUGCAGGGCCUGUGGAUGUUGCCUCUACUGUGGCAGGGGGACAGGGCCGUGAAGGGGCCGAUGUGCCACCCCCUCUGUACAGUGCCAACCAUGACUUCAAGUUCUCCUACUCUGAGAUCAACUUCCAGGAUCUUAGCUGGUCCUUCCGAAAUCUUUACAAAUCCAUGCUGGAGAAAUCAUCUUCCUCUCAGCACGGUUUCUCUUCUCUCCUUGGUGACAUGCAGCCCUCCAACCACAACUACUACAUGUACCAGCAGCAGCAGCAGCAAGGCCCCUCAUCAGUGGGUGCUGCUCCCCCACUCCACACUCCAACCCCAGAAGGUUGCCCAUCCCAAGGGGGAAAGCAGCAAGGUGGUGAAGGUUAUGGCCCUCCACCAGUGAUGUCCAUGCACCCACCCCCAAUGCAGCAUGGAGGCUACCACCAGCAUCAACAACAUCACCCGCACUCCCACCCACAGCAGCAGCCACAUCAGCACCAGCAGCAGCAGCAGUCACAGGCUUCAAUCAACAGCGCUGGCUUUGCAUUUCCCCCUGAUUGGUGCUCCAACAUUGAUUCCCUGAAGGAAAGCUUCAAGAUGGUAAACCGGCUGAACUGGUCUAGCAUUGAGCACUCCCAAUUCUCAGAGCUGAUGGAGAGUCUGCGCCAGGCUGAGCGGAAGAACUGGACGCUGGAUCAACACCAUAUUGCCAAUCUCUGUGACUCCCUUAAUCACUUCCUUACCCAGACUGGUCAGCUCCCUCAUCUGGUUGGCCCACAGCAGCCUCCCCGAAUCUCUGAGUCUUGUGCCCUCAACAGUGGCAAACAGGAGCAAUCCAUGAACCAAGUGAACUCCUAUGGCCAACCCCAGCCUCCCCAUCUCUUCUCCGGGCCAUCUCCUAUGUACCAGAUUUCCACCCAGGAUUCUCCAGGUUAUAAUCGCCCAGCUCACCAUCUGGUCCCUCGGCCUCCAGGGCCUCCUCCGGGUGCCAAUGAGGAAAUCCCUGAUGAUUUCGACUGGGACUUGAUCACCUAGCGAGUUACAGACUUGAUAGCCCGUCCUUUGGGAAGGACGUGGGAGGGGGGACGUGGGGUGAAUGGUGCCAGCACCACCCUCCCCAGCCUCCCUGCCUUGCCUGUACAUAGAUAUAUAUUCUCUAUCUCCGCCAGAGAAGCCACCGCAAGAUGCUGCCGAAGAUAAUCCUUCCUUGCGUCCUGUUUUAUCUUCUUUUUUUUUUUUUUUCUUCUUUUGUUUAUUAUUAUUAUUGUUGUUAUUAUUAUUAUUAUUCGCAAUAAUUGAGCACAGCCCUCCCCCUCCUCUGCUGGCCUCGGACGCAUCAGAUCGGCUCUUUGGUGUUGCGUGGUGCUCUGUGGAGGGCGGAAAGAUGGGUCCUUGGUGCCAGGAAAAGACCUCGGAAGGCUGAAUCCUCGAGUGCAUCUUUCUCUGCCUCCCUCAUUUUGCGUUUAACAAUCCCUCUUUCCCUUCAAAGGUGGCCGGUGAAUCUGUCGUAUUGGCUACUGGAGUGAGAGAGCCUUAGUGGACCCUGGGAGCCUAAUAGUUAUGUUGUUUCGUAAAUGUUGUGAAGGUCAGGGGGGCUAAAGGGACACUUGGAGGGGUGAUCUUAGCUCUGUGAACUUUCUCACACCAGCAGGAAAAGCAAGAAAAAGGAGAGUUCCCGAGGACAAAGAGAGGGGGUGAUCCCUGAGGUAGGGAGAGCUGAGCUGAGCUGGGAGGGUAGACCUGAGUUUGGAGAAGGGAGGAUGUAGCAGAGAUGGUAUUUCAGCAGAGAAGUUGAGUUUUGGAAUGCGGUGCCAUCCGUGAGGACUGAGAGAGGUUUUGAGGGAAUCCUGACCUGUUUUCUGCACUGCCUUUUGCAGUCUCCAGGUGAAGACUUACGUACCCAUCAGGUAAAGAGCAGUCAAGGGUGUCACAUGUGAUUCAGCAAAUUCUGUUCCCCAGAGCUUUUAAUUUCACCCCCAACCCCUUGAAGCCCUUCUUUAAAAUAUGUAGUGAGGCUCGUACUUGCAUAUGCAAAUUUGGAAGGUUGGUGUUUUUUUUUUUUCCCCCCCAUCAGUAUUCGUUCCGUUAUGAU
This is a messenger RNA of Calidris pugnax (ruff), 3907 nucleotides long. It is a transcript of the gene FOXJ2, whose product is annotated as forkhead box J2. Gene Ontology annotation, cellular component: nucleus. The transcript is spliced from 11 exons. Gene Ontology annotation, molecular function: DNA-binding transcription factor activity, RNA polymerase II-specific; RNA polymerase II cis-regulatory region sequence-specific DNA binding. The record is from RefSeq and is a predicted model, not a curated record. Gene Ontology annotation, biological process: regulation of transcription by RNA polymerase II. NCBI's taxonomy places the organism in Eukaryota, Metazoa, Chordata, Aves, Charadriiformes, Scolopacidae. The coding region runs from base 1216 to 2850 and encodes 544 amino acids.